CCCGAGCAGAGAGAGAGCAGAGAGUCACUCCAGCAGAGACUUAACCGUCAGUAGAGAAGUCUACCCUCUCAGUCCUGACAAACAAACAGCUUCCAGUCUCAGCUUCACCCUCUCCACCACUCAUCCAUCAUGUUUAUCAACGAAGAGCUCGAGUGCUGUGUGUGCUGCUACGAGUACUCCCGUAGCGACCGGGUCCCGCGGGUCCUGCACUGCGGACACACCUUCUGCGCCCCCUGCCUGGAGAAACUGUGCAAGCAGGAAGGGUUCAUCCGCAGCGUGUCUUGCCCCAUGUGCCGCUGGGUCACCUGCACCCGAGCCAGCCUCACCUUAUCCGGAUCCCUGUGGGUCAACACGGAGAUCUGGGACCAGAUUGUGGAGGAGGAGCAGGCGAGAAACCGACAAAUCCGGGAGGAUAUAAACGACACAAAGAGCAAACUCAUCCAGUCAACACUUCCUGUUUCAAGGCACUCUGGUUUGACUUCCGUUCUCCAAAAAGUAUUCAGCUGUGUUCUGCAUGAACAGUGAGAAACGGACGCUUACUGACAGCUGAACAGCAGAAGAAAUCUGCAGCCUCAUCACCAGACAGACUUGAUAAAUGUGCAUUAUAGCGCAGAACUGCACUAAUUUGGAAGCACCCCAGUUGUAAUGGACCUGCAAAGGACCUGAACGGCUUUGUGUGACUUUUCCUAUGCCUUUCUACUUAGUUUUAAGGGUUGUAAGUCAACAAGUUUUAAACUGUGAAUUUGUAAUGAAAUCUGUGUACAUAUGUUAAUACGAGUAACUGUGAAAUAUUACACUUUCGAUCAGUCCUAAUUUGUUUUCUAAAGGUGAUCUUAAUGACCGUCUGAAAAUAUAUUUUAAGUAUGAAAUGCUCAUUUUUGUUUUAAGGACACAAUGCAAUAAGGGAUUUUGAGUUUUGCUGCAUAUUCUUUAUGUAUUCUAAGUUGUUCUUCAGUUGUUUAUAUUUAUUUGUAUUUACACACUGUAAGACAUUUCAGGUCAACUUGCAAAUGAAGGUUGACCUGCUGCCUUAAAACUGCAAGUUAACUUAAGAUUACCUUUGUUUCAACUCUGAAAAUAA
Centropristis striata (black sea bass) is the source of this 1081-nucleotide messenger RNA. Its product is annotated as RING finger protein 208-like. The coding region runs from base 130 to 525 and encodes 131 amino acids. Gene Ontology annotation, molecular function: ubiquitin protein ligase activity. Gene Ontology annotation, biological process: protein ubiquitination. NCBI's taxonomy places the organism in Eukaryota, Metazoa, Chordata, Actinopteri, Perciformes, Serranidae. The transcript is spliced from 3 exons. The record is from RefSeq and is a predicted model, not a curated record.